Molecule: messenger RNA, 1770 nt
Organism: Cydia strobilella
Lineage: Eukaryota; Metazoa; Arthropoda; Insecta; Lepidoptera; Tortricidae
Product: triokinase/FMN cyclase-like
Exons: 15
Coding region: 21-1763 (580 amino acids)
Biological process (GO): glycerol catabolic process
Cellular component (GO): cytosol
Molecular function (GO): glycerone kinase activity
Source: RefSeq, a predicted model, not a curated record
AUUUUGUGAUUGAGACGAGGAUGUCUCGCAAACCAGUGACGAAGAAAAUAAUUAACUCCCCGGAGAACUGCGUGGAUGACAACCUGCGCGGGGUGGUGGCCACUUACCCCAUGCUGCAGCUGCACCCCAAGCACCGCGUCAUCACCGUCCGGACCAAGGUAGAUUCCAAACGAGUCGCAGUCCUCGGAGGUGGCGGUUCAGGCCAUGAGCCGUUUGCAGGAGGUCUGGUGGGAGGCGGCAUGCUGGACGGAGCGGUGGCGGGCGGCGUGUUCGCUUCGCCACCCACGGGGCACGUGCUCUACGGGAUCGCUCAGCUCUACAAGUACAAUUCGGGUGGCGUGAUUGUUAUAAUUGGCAAUUACACUGGAGACAGGCUAAACUUUGGGAAAGCUAUAGAAAAAGCAAAGAUCGCUGGCAUAAAGGUGGAGGGUCUUAUCGUUGGCGAGGAUCUUGCUUCGAGUCACAACAAAACCGGAGGAAGGAGCAUGUGUGGAGAAGUCUUCUUUUACAAGUUGUGCGGAGCUAUGGCGGAGAAGCGUUAUGAUUUGGCUACCAUACGGAAAAUAGCUGCUGAAGCCAAUGAAUCCAUGGCCACGCUGGGGGUCUGCCUGAGUGCCUGUUCAUUGCCAGGACAACCGCCGCUGUUCGAGAUAGCUGAUGAUGAGAUGGAACUAGGCGCGGGAGUGCACGGUGAAGCGGGAAUCAAGAAGAUGAAGCUGGGAACAGCCAAAGAAACUGUUUCCAUGAUACUUGACCAGGUUGUUGCACGUCUUAAACUGAAGUCUGGAGAGAGAGUGGCCGUCAUGAUCGAUAACUUGGGAGGCACCUCGUUCAUGGAGAUGAAUAUCAUCAGUGCAGAAACAAAGGAUUAUUUAAAUAGCAAGAAAAUCAUAGUGGAACGGAUAUACUCUGGACACCUAAAGACGUCGCUAGAGAUGCACGGCUUCCAGAUUUGCCUGCUGCACCUAAACCAGGCGCGAGGAGACUUAUGGUUGGAGUUGUUGGACGCACCAACCGCCGCUGUGGGCUGGGUAGGCGGUGCCGCAUCCAGGCGUUGUGACGAGCCACAUGGGGAUGAUGAUACGCUGUUACAAAGCGAUGGCAAGAAGAUUGCAACUGGUCCCUCCUUAUCGCCUAAAGAACAAGAACUGUUCAAAAGUAGUCUUAGGAAGGCAGCCGAAGAAUUAGUCAAGCAAGAAGGACUUUUGAACAGGCUGGACUCAGGGUGCGGAGACGGAGACUGCGGUAUAACGAUCAAGAAAUUCGCAUUUGCAAUUCUAUCAUACCUGAAAACGGCAUCCGUGGAGUUCCCAUGCAACGUGCUGUGGGACCUCUCAGAGAUCGCAGAAACCGAUAUGGGUGGCACCUCGGGCGGCAUCUACAGCCUGGGCUUAUCAGCAGCAUCUCAAGCUUUCGCCAGUGCGAGUGCAGUCGACGCGGCAUCUUGGCUCGCCGCGUGGGAGGGCGCCAUGCACGCCAUCACUAAAUACGGGGGCGCCGAGCCGGGAGACAGAACUAUGUUGGAUACUCUCCACGCGGCGGCCACGGCGUUCAAGCAGAGCUUGUCGAAAGGCCUGAAGACAGCGCUUGCGCGGGCUGACGAGGCGGCCGAACAAGGCGCCCGCGGCACCGCCGGCAUGGUUGCCAGUGCAGGACGCGCGUCGUACGUGGCGGCGGGCUACACGAGCGACGAGGACGCGGGCGCGCGCGGCGCCGCCGUGUGGCUGCACUCCAUUCUCACCUCUGUUGCCAAUACAUGCUGAAAUCGCA